CGGAGCCGGGACGAUGCUGACCCCUUAGAUCCUGCUCCAGCCGCGGCGCGGGAAGAGGGGGCGCCCCUCUCCGGACCCCCCCGCCCGCCGCCCCCCUUCUCGCUUCCUCUAUCGGGGCCGCUUCGCCGAAGGUAGAGCCAAAUCGGGCGACUGGAGCCUAGGCGCGAAGCGAAGAAGCCGGAACAAAGUGAGGGGGAGCCGGCCGGCUGGCCCGGGGGGGCCCUCGGGGCCCUGGGGUAGCGGAACUCGCUCCGGGCGGGGCUUCCCAGCGACCCGGCGCCCCGCGGGCAGCAUGCCCCUGCGGGCAGGGGGAGCUGGGCUGAACUGGCCCUCCCGGGGGCUCAGCCUGCGCCCUAGAGCCCCCCAGAUGCGCCCCCUCCGGGGCCCCCCGGUUGCGUGAGGACACCUCCUCUGAGGGGCGCCGCUCGUCCCUCUCGAGACCGCCCGGGGCCCCGGUUGGCCAGAGGAUGGACGAGGAGGAGGAUGGAGCGGGCGCCGAGGAGUCAGGACAGCCCCGAAGCUUCCUGCGGCUCAACGACCUGUCGGGGGCCGGGGGCCGGCCGGGGCCGGGGUCGGCGGAGAAGGACCCGGGCAGCGCGGACUCCGAGGCGGAGGGACUGCCGUACCCCGCGCUGGCCCCGGUGGUCUUCUUCUACUUGAGCCAGGACAGCCGUCCGCGGAGCUGGUGCCUCCGCACGGUCUGUAACCCCUGGUUUGAGCGUAUCAGCAUGUUGGUCAUCCUUCUCAACUGUGUGACUCUGGGCAUGUUCCGGCCGUGUGAGGACAUUGCCUGUGACUCCCAGCGCUGCCGGAUCCUGCAGGCCUUUGAUGACUUCAUCUUUGCCUUCUUCGCCGUGGAGAUGGUGGUGAAGAUGGUGGCCUUGGGAAUCUUUGGGAAAAAGUGUUACCUGGGAGACACUUGGAACCGGCUGGACUUUUUCAUCGUUAUUGCAGGGAUGCUGGAGUAUUCGCUGGACCUGCAGAACGUCAGCUUCUCAGCUGUCAGGACAGUCCGUGUGCUGCGACCGCUCAGGGCCAUUAACCGGGUGCCCAGCAUGCGCAUCCUUGUCACGCUGCUGCUGGACACGCUGCCCAUGCUGGGCAACGUCCUGCUGCUCUGCUUCUUCGUCUUCUUCAUCUUCGGCAUCGUGGGCGUCCAGCUGUGGGCAGGGCUGCUCCGGAACCGAUGCUUCCUGCCCGAGAACUUCAGCCUCCCCCUGAGCGUGGAUCUGGAGCCCUAUUACCAGACGGAGAACGAGGACGAGAACCCCUUCAUCUGCUCCCAGCCCCGGGAGAACGGCAUGCGCUCCUGCAGGAGCGUGCCCACCCUGCGUGGGGAGGGCGGGGGCGGCUCCCCCUGCGGCCUGGACUACGAGGCCUACAACAGCUCCAGCAACACCACCUGUGUCAACUGGAACCAGUACUACACCAACUGCUCUGCCGGGGAGCACAACCCCUUCAAGGGCGCCAUCAACUUCGACAACAUCGGCUACGCCUGGAUCGCCAUCUUCCAGGUCAUCACGCUGGAGGGCUGGGUCGACAUCAUGUACUUUGUGAUGGAUGCUCAUUCCUUCUACAACUUCAUCUACUUCAUCCUCCUCAUCAUCGUGGGCUCCUUCUUCAUGAUCAACCUGUGCCUGGUGGUGAUUGCCACGCAGUUCUCGGAGACCAAGCAGCGGGAGAGCCAGCUGAUGCGGGAGCAGCGCGUGCGGUUCCUAUCCAACGCCAGUACCCUGGCCAGCUUCUCGGAGCCGGGCAGCUGCUACGAAGAGCUGCUCAAAUACCUGGUGUACAUCCUCCGUAAAGCAGCCCGCAGGCUGGCCCAGGUUUCUCGGGCAGUGGGCGUGCGGGCCGGGCUGCUCAGCCCGGCGCCCCUGGGGGUCCAGGAGCCCCAGCCCAGUGGCAGCUGCUCACGCUCCCAUCGCCGCCCGUCCGUCCAUCACCUGGUGCACCACCACCACCACCACCACCAUCACUACCACCUGGGCAACGGGACGCUACGGGGCCCCCGGGCCAGCCCAGAGAUCCAGGAUCGGGAUGCCAAUGGGUCCCGCCGGCUCAUGCUGCCACCACCCUCGACACCGGCCCUCUCUGGGGGCCCUCCUCGGGGCGCAGAGGCUGUGCACAGCUUCUACCAUGCCGACUGCCACUUGGAGCCGGUCCGCUGCCAGGCACCCCCGCCCAGGUCGCCAUCCGAGGCAUCAGGCAGGACUGUGAGCAGCGGGAAGGUGUACCCCACGGUGCACACCAGCCCUCCACCAGAGAUGCUGAAGGAGAAGGCACUUGAGGUGGCCCCCACUUCCGGACCCCCCACCCUCACCAGCCUCAACAUCCCACCUGAGCGCUACAGCUCCAUGCACAAGCUGCUAGAGACGCAGAGUACAGGCACCUGCCAAAGCUCCUGCAAGAUCUCCAGCCCUUGCUUGAAGGCAGACCGUGGAGCCUGUGGCCCCGACAGCUGCCCCUACUGUGCCCGGGCUGGGGCAGGGGAGGUGGAGCUCGCCGGCCCCGAGAUGCCUGACUCAGACAGCGAGGCGGUUUAUGAGUUCACGCAGGACGCCCCGCACGGCGAACUCCGGGACCCCCAGGGUCGACGGCGACGCAGCCUGGGGCUGGAUGUGGAGCCCAGCUCCGUGCUGGCCUUCUGGAGGCUGAUCUGUGACACCUUCCGCAAGAUUGUGGACAGCAAGUACUUUGGUCGGGGCAUCAUGAUUGCCAUCCUGGUCAACACGCUCAGCAUGGGCAUCGAGUACCACGAGCAGCCCGAGGAGCUCACCAACGCCCUGGAAAUCAGCAACAUCGUCUUCACCAGCCUCUUCGCCCUGGAGAUGCUCCUGAAGCUGCUCGUGUACGGUCCCUUUGGCUACAUCAAGAACCCCUACAACAUCUUCGACGGCGUCAUUGUUGUCAUCAGUGUGUGGGAGAUCGUGGGCCAGCAGGGGGGCGGCCUGUCGGUGCUGCGGACCUUCCGCCUGAUGCGGGUGCUGAAGCUGGUGCGCUUCCUGCCGGCGCUGCAGCGGCAGCUCGUGGUGCUCAUGAAGACCAUGGACAACGUGGCCACCUUCUGCAUGCUGCUCAUGCUCUUCAUCUUCAUCUUCAGCAUCCUGGGCAUGCACCUCUUCGGCUGCAAAUUUGCAUCCGAGCGGGACGGGGACACGCUGCCGGACCGGAAGAAUUUUGACUCCCUGCUCUGGGCCAUAGUCACCGUCUUUCAGAUCCUGACCCAGGAGGACUGGAACAAGGUGCUCUACAACGGAAUGGCCUCCACGUCGUCCUGGGCUGCCCUUUACUUCAUUGCCCUCAUGACCUUUGGCAACUACGUGCUCUUUAACCUGCUUGUCGCCAUUCUGGUGGAGGGCUUCCAGGCGGAGGAAAUCAGCAAACGGGAAGAUGCGAGUGGACAGUUAAGCUGUAUUCAGCUGCCUGUCGACUCCCAGGGGGGAGAUGCCACCAAGUCCGAGUCAGAGCCUGAUUUCUUCUCCCCCAGCCUGGAUGGCGACGGGGACAGGAAGAAGCGCUUGGCCUUGGUGUCCCUGGGAGAGCACCCAGAGCUUCAGAGGAGCCUGUUGCCCCCUCUCAUCAUCCACACGGCCGCCACGCCCAUGUCGCUGCCCAAGAGCUCCAGCACCGGCCUGGCUGAGGCGCUGGGCCCUGCCUCCCGCCGCACCAGCAGCAGCGGGUCGGCGGAGCCCGGGGCAGCCCACGAGAUGAAGUCACCGCCGAGUGCCCGGAGCUCUCCGCACAGCCCCUGGAGCGCAGCAAGCAGCUGGGCCAGCAGGCGCUCCAGCCGCAACAGCCUGGGCCGGGCCCCCAGCCUGAAGCGGAGGAGCCCGAGUGGGGAGCGGAGGUCCCUGUUGUCGGGCGAGGGCCAGGAGAGCCAGGACGAAGAGGAGAGCUCAGAGGAGGAGCGGGCCAGCCCAGCAGGCAGCGACCGUCGCCACAGGGGCUCCCUGGAGCGGGAGGCGAAGAGCUCCUUUGACCUGCCAGACACGCUGCAGGUGCCCGGGCUGCACCGCACAGCCAGCGGCCGCAGCUCCGCCUCUGAGCACCAGGGCUGCAAUGGCAAGUCGGCCUCGGGGCGCCUGGCCCGGGCCCUGCACCCCGACGACCCCCCACUGGAUGGAGAUGAUGGCGAUGACGAGGGCAACCUGAGCAAAGGGGAGCGGAUGAGAGCGUGGAUCCGAGCCCGGCUCCCUGCCUGCUGCCGAGAGCGAGACUCUUGGUCUGCCUACAUCUUCCCUCCUCAGUCAAGGUUCCGCCUCCUGUGUCACCGGAUCAUCACGCACAAGAUGUUCGACCACGUGGUCCUCGUCAUCAUCUUCCUCAACUGCAUCACCAUUGCCAUGGAGCGCCCCAAGAUCGACCCGCACAGCGCUGAGCGCAUCUUCCUGACCCUCUCCAAUUACGUCUUCACCGUGGUCUUCCUGGCGGAGAUGACCGUGAAGGUGGUGGCGCUGGGCUGGUGCUUCGGGGAGCAGGCGUACCUGCGCAGCAGCUGGAACGUGCUGGACGGGCUGCUGGUGCUCAUCUCCAUCAUCGACAUCCUGGUGUCCAUGGUCUCGGACAGCGGCACCAAGAUCCUGGGCAUGUUGCGGGUGCUGCGGCUGCUGCGGACCCUGCGCCCGCUCAGGGUGAUCAGCCGGGCACAGGGCCUGAAGCUGGUGGUGGAGACGCUGAUGUCCUCGCUGAAGCCCAUCGGCAACAUCGUGGUCAUCUGCUGUGCCUUCUUCAUCAUUUUUGGCAUCCUGGGGGUGCAGAAAGGAAGAAGCAGGGAUGCUUUCCUCCAGACCUCGGGCCUUGGGCCUCUUGGCUGCCUGGGCACUUUGCAGAGAACUGGGAGCCUGGAAGAGGGCCCGAAGGGGACGAGGGCCUCAGAGAGGCUUCUGACCUGUGACAGCUGCAGGCUGCUGUUCCACCCCCUUCGUGCACUGCACUCGGAGUGCAGACGCUGGCACAGGCCCACGCUCUUCAAAGGGAAGUUCUUCGUGUGCCAGGGUGAGGACACCAGGAACAUCACCAACAAGUCUGACUGUGCCGAAGCCAGUUACCGGUGGGUCCGGCACAAGUACAACUUUGACAACCUCGGCCAGGCCCUGAUGUCCCUGUUCGUGCUGGCCUCCAAGGACGGCUGGGUGGACAUCAUGUACGAUGGGCUGGAUGCCGUGGGUGUGGACCAGCAGCCCAUCAUGAACCACAACCCCUGGAUGCUCCUGUACUUCAUCUCGUUCCUGCUCAUCGUGGCCUUCUUUGUCCUGAACAUGUUUGUGGGCGUGGUGGUGGAGAACUUCCACAAGUGUCGGCAGCACCAGGAGGAGGAGGAGGCCCGGCGGCGGGAGGAGAAGCGGCUGCGGAGACUGGAGAAAAAGAGAAGGAAUCUAAUGCUGGACGAUGUAAUUGCUUCCGGCAGCUCAGCCAGCGCGGCGCCAGAAGCCCAGUGCAAACCCUACUACUCGGACUACUCCCGCUUCCGGCUCCUCGUCCACAACUUCUGCACCAGCCACUACCUGGAUCUCUUCAUCACGGGGGUCAUUGGGCUGAACGUGGUCACCAUGGCCAUGGAGCACUACCAGCAGCCCCAGAUCCUGGACGAGGCUCUGAAGAUCUGCAACUACAUCUUCACCAUUAUCUUUGUCUUGGAGUCAGUUUUCAAACUCGUGGCCUUUGGCUUCCGUCGGUUCUUCCAGGACAGGUGGAACCAGCUGGACCUGGCCAUUGUGCUGCUGUCCAUCAUGGGCAUCACGCUGGAGGAGAUCGAGGUCAACGCCUCACUGCCCAUCAACCCCACCAUAAUCCGCAUCAUGAGGGUGCUGCGCAUCGCCCGAGUGCUAAAGCUGCUGAAGAUGGCUGUGGGCAUGCGGGCGCUGCUGGACACAGUGAUGCAGGCCCUGCCCCAGGUGGGGAACCUGGGACUUCUCUUCAUGUUGUUGUUUUUCAUCUUUGCAGCUCUGGGCGUGGAGCUCUUUGGAGACCUGGAAUGUGACGAGACGCACCCCUGUGAGGGCCUGGGCCGGCAUGCCACCUUCCGCAACUUUGGCAUGGCCUUUCUGACCCUCUUCCGGGUCUCCACAGGUGACAACUGGAAUGGCAUUAUGAAGGACACCCUCCGGGACUGCGACCAGGAGUCCACCUGCUACAACACGGUCAUCUCCCCCAUCUACUUCGUGUCCUUCGUGCUGACGGCCCAGUUUGUGCUGGUCAACGUGGUGAUCGCCGUGCUGAUGAAACACCUGGAGGAGAGCAACAAGGAGGCCAAGGAGGAGGCCGAGCUGGAGGCCGAGCUGGAGCUGGAGAUGAAGCCGCUCAGCCCGCAGCCCCACUCGCCGCUGGGGAGCCCCUUCCUCUGGCCCGGGGCCGAGGGCCCCGACAGCCCCAAGCCUGGGGCCCCCCACGCCGUGACCCACGCCGGAGCGGCCUCCUCUCGCUACGCCCUGGAGCCCCGCACGGACAGACAGAUGUUUGACACCAUAUCCCUGCUGAUCCAGAACUCCCUGGAGGGGGAGCUGAAGCUGAUGGACGAGCUGGCAGGCCCAGAGGGCCAGCCCUCUGCCUUCCCUCCAGCCAGCAGCCCGGGUGGCUCCGACCCACAGAUCCCUCUAGCUGAGAUGGAGGCUCUGUCUCUGACGUCAGAGAUUGUGUCUGAACCGUCCUGCUCUCUAGCUCUGACGGAUGACUCUUUGCCUGAUGACACUCACACACUCUUACUUAGUGCCCCGGAGAGCAAUAGGAGGCCCCACCCGGGGGAGGUGCCAGACCUGCUGAGCGUGCGGAAGUCCGGGGUCAGCCGCACGCACUCUCUGCCCAAUGACAGCUACAUGUGCCGCGAUGGAAGCACGGCCGAGGGGUCCCUGGGACACAGGAGCUGGGGGCUCCCCAAAGCUCAGUCAGGCUCUGUCUUGUCCGUUCACUCCCAGCCAGCAGACACCAGCUACAUCCUGCAGCUUCCCAAAGAUGCUCCCCAUCUGCUCCAGCCCCACGGCGCCCCCACGUGGGGCACCAUCCCCAAACUGCCCCCGCCAGGCCGCUCCCCUUUGGCUCAGAGGCCUCUUAGGCGCCAGGCAGCAAUAAGGACCGAUUCCCUGGACGUUCAGGGCCUGGGCAGCAGGGAGGACCUGCUGUCAGAGGUGAGUGGGCCCUCCCCGCCUCUGGCCCGGACCUCCUCCUUCUGGGGCCAGCCGAGCACCCCGGUGCAGCACUCCCGCAGCCAGAGCAAGAUCUUGAAGCACACGCACUCGCCAGCCCCCUGCCCGGGACCAGAACCAACCUGGGACAAAAGCCCGCUGGAGGCCAGAAGCAGCUUAGAGCUGGACACGGAGCUGAGCUGGGUUUCAGAAGACCUCCUGCAGGCGGGCAGCCAGGAGGCGCCCCCUUCCCCGCGGGACCUGAAGAAGUGCUACAGCGUGGAGGCGCAGAGCUGCGGGCGCCGGCCGGCGUCCUGGCUGGAGGAGCAGCGGAGGCACUCCAUUGCUGUCAGCUGCCUGGACAGUGGCUCCCAACCCCACCUGGACCCCGGCCCCUCGGGCCUCGGGGGGCAACCUCUUGGGGGGCCUGGGAGCCGGCCCAAGAAAAAACUCAGUCCACCCAGUAUCUCUAUAGACCCCCCCCAGGGCCAGGGCGCUCGGCCCCCGCCCAGCCCUGGCAUCUGCCUCCGGAGGAGGGCUCCGUCCAGCGACUCCAAGGAUCUCUCGGCCUCCGGCCCCCCUGACAGCAUGGCUGCCUCGCCCUCCCCAAAGAAAGACAUGCUGGGUGUCUCCGGUUUAUCCUCUGACCCAGCAGACCUGGACCCCUGAGUCCUGCCCCCCCUCUCCCACUCACCUUUCUCCACUGGGUGCCAAAUCCUCGCUCCUCCUCUUGGGCUAUAUUCCUGACAAAAGUUCCACGUGGACACCCAAGAGGCGCCCCUCCCUGCCUCAGUGGCACUGGGCACUGGCCACUGCAGGAUUCCCAGCGAGUGGGGAGCAGCAGCCCUGCCCACCCUGGCUCCAGGCAGGAAGAGAAGCCCAGUGUCGCUGAGGUUCCCGACACCAGGAGCUGUUGGGAGAAAGCAAUACGUUUGUGCAGAAUCUAUGUAUAUUCUAUUUUAUUAAAUUAAUUGAAUCUAG
Molecule: messenger RNA, 8099 nt
Organism: Myotis myotis
Lineage: Eukaryota; Metazoa; Chordata; Mammalia; Chiroptera; Vespertilionidae
Gene: CACNA1G
Product: calcium voltage-gated channel subunit alpha1 G
Exons: 39
Coding region: 468-7787 (2439 amino acids)
Biological process (GO): sodium ion transmembrane transport; calcium ion transmembrane transport; neuronal action potential
Cellular component (GO): voltage-gated sodium channel complex; neuron projection; voltage-gated calcium channel complex
Molecular function (GO): voltage-gated sodium channel activity; low voltage-gated calcium channel activity
Source: RefSeq, a predicted model, not a curated record